GAAGAGCUUUUACACACACGGCUUCAGCAGGCAGAAGAAGCGCGUCGUCCUCCGCUGUGACACAGGCUUUAUUCCUGCAGGGCCCUGUACAUAAUUUUAACAAACCAAUGAUCCUUGCAAGGCACAGCUCUAGAUGUCUGUUCUCAACUCCACGGGUCUGUUGCAGUAUACACAGUGAUGCAAAGUUAAAAGAUCCUUUCUCACUUGCACAAAAGGACUUGCAAGAUUUAUAUGAAGACAUAAAAAAGCAGCUGCUCGUCUCUAAAGCAGAGCUCAAAGCACUCUGUGAUUAUUACUUUGAUGGGAAGGGGAAAGCCUUUCGACCGAUGAUUGUGAUCUUGAUGGCUCGAGCUUGUAACGUCCACAGCAAUAAAGAGGGGGUUUUGCUGCCGGCGCAGCGCUCUAUCGCUAUGAUCUCUGAGAUGAUCCACACUGCCAGCCUGGUGCACGAUGACGUUAUCGAUGACUCGGACACAAGACGUGGGAAAAACACCAUUAAUAAAUUGUGGGGAGAGAAAAAAGCUAUCCUGGUUUUUUCCCCUUCUAUUUCUAACAAUAGCCUAAGUUAA
Molecule: messenger RNA, 569 nt
Organism: Rhinichthys klamathensis goyatoka
Lineage: Eukaryota; Metazoa; Chordata; Actinopteri; Cypriniformes; Leuciscidae
Product: all trans-polyprenyl-diphosphate synthase PDSS1-like
Exons: 6
Coding region: 108-569 (153 amino acids)
Biological process (GO): isoprenoid biosynthetic process; ubiquinone biosynthetic process
Cellular component (GO): transferase complex; mitochondrion
Molecular function (GO): prenyltransferase activity
Source: RefSeq, a predicted model, not a curated record